GAGGCCGAACGGCGACUGUGCCUUCCCUGCAGGUGUUCACCGAGGCAGCGCAAUGCAGUGGAAAGAUCAUGAGUUCUGGGGUCAGACGGGCCUGGGUUUCAAUCCCAGCUCGGGCAUCUCAACACCUUGGGCAAGUCACAUUACCUCUCUGCUUCAUCCUCGGUUUCCUCAUCUGUGAAAUGGGCAUAAAGAAGCCUCCUAACUUUACCGUGGAGGGGACUAAGUACGAUACCAGAGGCAAAGCCCCCGGCACGUGGCAGAGCCCCGUUAAAAGUGGGGGCUUCUCGCCAUGGGGAAAGGGAAGAGGUAGGAGACGAUGCAGGGUCGGUGCCGGCAGGAGUGGGCGACAGACGGGGACGCCGGCGCUGGGAGGAAGGGGGCGAGGGGCGCCGUGCCAGCCUCCGCGCCCCUCGUGGUGCCAGAACCCGGCGGGCAGCGAGCCGGGCUCUGAGGAGGAUACUCCGGGCCCUCGCCUGCAGGCGGCUCCGGGAGGGCCAGGUCUUCCGGCACCGCCCCGGCCUCCCGCCCUCCCUCAUCCCCUCACUUACCGGCCCAGCCGGGCCCUUCAGCACCGCCGGCUCAGCCACGGACGGCCUCCUGGGCGUCCUUGGAAACUCCUUCCGGCCGGAACCACUUCCGGCCAGGCUGCACCCUCAUUGGCUGUUCGCGCGGGGGCAGGACGGAGGCCGCGGGUGAUUGGUUGGAGGCCCCGGCACCAGCGGAACGCGACUGGGCUGCGGUGUGCCGGCGGGACUGCCUCCGGGAGGACCGAGCGCUUCCGGUGCGUGUGGUAGUUUGUCCUCCAACGAUAGCAAGAAACUGUGUCUUCAAUGGCCUCAUUGGUGGCUUAUGAUGACUCAGAGUCAGAGGCUGAGACUGAGCCUGCGGAAAGUUUUAAUGCUGCCGGCCAGGUGAAGGACACCUCUGAUGUGGUCAAACCUCGUGGGCAGGAUUUUGCAUCAGAAGCCCCAGGUGUGACAGAAGGGGCAGCACUGCCCACAAAGCACGGUUCUCAUGAAGACCCAGCUGGCCAUCGUCUCCCCCUGGUUCGGCUCUGGAGAAGUGACCCAGGAUCUUGCCCCAGCCAGAGGCUACGGUGGCCCAGAACAGAGCCUGAAGCCACCUUCCCCACAGGCAAGCCUCCUCGACCUUCCCUGUGGACCAGCCACGUGCCAGCUGGCCAUGUGCCCCUGGCAGCUGCCCGCUUUAAGCAGGUGAAACUCUCCUGGGGAACUUACGACUCCCCCGAGCCAUCGUCCUGUGCCCAAACCAAAUCUGAAACCCCAGGUAAAAAUGGCAACUCUCUUCAGAGGAAAAGGUGUGAGGACUGUGUCGUGCCCUACACCCCCAAAAGAUUAAGACAGUCGCAGGCAUUAAGCACAGAAACAGGCGAGAGUAAAGAGACGGAGACACAGGGUCCCUCUGUGGGGCGUGCCCCGGCCCCUCUCUGUGUGGCCCCCAGAGUGUCCGAGUUUAUUGAGCCAUACUUGGACAGUCCGUAUCGAGAAACCACGAUUCCCAGGAAAGUGCUUUUCCACCUCAGAAGCCACAGGGGCCCCGUCAACAGCAUUCAGUGGUGUCCAGUCUUCGCCAAGAGUCACAUGCUUCUCUCAGCUUCCAUGGAUAAAACCUUCAAGGUGUGGAAUGCUGUGGACUCAGGCCGCUGCCUGCAGACCUACUGCCUGCACAGUGAGGCGGUGCGGGCCGCCCGGUGGUCUCCCUGUGGCCGGCGCAUCCUCAGCGGGGGCUUCGACUUCGCCCUACACCUCACGGACCUUGAAACAGGAACCCAGCUCUUCAGCGGUCAGAGUGACUUUAGAAUCACUACUUUGAAAUUUCACCCGAAAGACCACAGCCUUUUUGUGUGUGGAGGCUUCAACCCCGAAGUCAAAGCUUGGGAUAUAAGGACCGGCAAGGUGGUGAGAAGCUACAAGGCAACCAUCCAGCAGACCUUGGACAUCCUCUUCCUCCAGGAAGGCUCUGAGUUUCUGAGCAGCACGGACGCUUCGAGCCGGGACUCUGCUGACCGCACCAUUAUUGCCUGGGAUUUCCGGAGCUCUGCCAAAAUCUCCAACCAGAUUUUCCACGAGAGAUACACCUGCCCCAGCCUCGCCUCGCAUCCGCGGGAGCCCGUGUUCCUGGCACAGACCAACGGCAACUACCUGGCCCUCUUUUCCGCCGUGUGGCCCUACCGGAUGAGCAGAAGGCGGCGCUACGAAGGGCACAAGGUAGAAGGCUACUCAGUGGGCUGCGAGUGCUCCCCAGACGGUGACCUGCUGGUGACGGGCAGUGCCGACGGCCGAGUCCUGCUGUACAGCUUCCGUACUGCCAGCCGGGCGCGCACGCUGCAAGGGCACGCGCAGGCCUGCGUCGGGACCACCUUCCACCCUGUGCUGCCCUCUGUCCUCGCCACCUGCUCCUGGGAGGGCGACAUUAAGAUCUGGCACUGAGCCUCCUGGAGCAGAGCCUUCUGGAUACCGGCCAGGCCCCAGGCUCCCAUUCGUCCCCGGGGCGGGGGGUGGGGUGGUGUGAGUAACCAGUGAGGUCACCUCUGUGAUCGGAGCUGGGUAGAAGGGGCCUCCACCCCCCUCUGAGCCUCAGUUUCCUCAUCUGUAAGAUGGGGACAGAGAUCUGUUUGCCUCAGGGUUGUGAGAACUGCAUUAGGUGAAAGCACCUGGCGGGUGGCUGCUGAUGCUCAAUAAACAUGAGUGGUUUGCUGUU
Molecule: messenger RNA, 2721 nt
Organism: Leopardus geoffroyi (Geoffroy's cat)
Lineage: Eukaryota; Metazoa; Chordata; Mammalia; Carnivora; Felidae
Gene: WDR25
Product: WD repeat domain 25
Exons: 7
Coding region: 831-2450 (539 amino acids)
Molecular function (GO): protein binding
Source: RefSeq, a predicted model, not a curated record